Molecule: messenger RNA, 498 nt
Organism: Bactrocera tryoni
Lineage: Eukaryota; Metazoa; Arthropoda; Insecta; Diptera; Tephritidae
Exons: 2
Coding region: 124-498 (124 amino acids)
Source: RefSeq, a predicted model, not a curated record
AAAAGUUUUCAUACGUCGUGAGUCUACUCGGAAAAAAUCAAAUAAAAUGUAAGUUAACGUUUAUGUUAUUGACUAUUUUAUAAAUAGAAUCAUUUUUUUAGGACAAAUGUUAAUAAAAUCAACAUGAGACAAAAAAAUUUAAUGGCCGAAUACAUGCUUCGGCAUCAAGAUUUGGCCAAAAAUAUGUUGCAGAAUUGUUGUCAGGGCAAAGCUGCUGCCAAUAAAUUGUGGGACUCCUUGGCGGUCCUGCUUAAUGCGGCCGGUCCACCAAUGAAGGAUGCUAAGUCUUGGCGGAAAGUAUUUGCUGAUCAAAAGCACAACGUCAAAAAGAAGUUGUCUUUCAACAAAGCGUCGAAGCAGCGAACUGGUGGUGGUCCUUACGAAAAAAAGUACCUAACAACAGCAGAGGAGCAACUGCUUCAGGCUAACGGCAUGGACAUUGCGGUAGAAGGCCUGGGAGAAGUAAGAACUUUUGGCAACUCCACCCCUGAAAAAUAG